Olea europaea var. sylvestris is the source of this 1133-nucleotide messenger RNA. RefSeq names its product alpha carbonic anhydrase 1, chloroplastic-like. The transcript has 7 exons. Gene Ontology annotation, molecular function: carbonate dehydratase activity; zinc ion binding. NCBI's taxonomy places the organism in Eukaryota, Viridiplantae, Streptophyta, Magnoliopsida, Lamiales, Oleaceae. The coding region runs from base 190 to 1062 and encodes 290 amino acids. The record is from RefSeq and is a predicted model, not a curated record.
AGAGCCACAAAUAAGUUCAAGGGAGUUCGAAAAGUUUAGAGGAAACAGUAGUGGAGUGGUGGGCACAAACAGAGAGAAGGUCUAUUAAUUUAUAUAUACACUCCAAAUUUUAACAGCAAGUUGCAGUGUUAUUGGAUCAAAUUAAUUAGGAUACUUUGUUCGUGUUGGAGAAGAAGAAGCUACUCUUCCAUGGCUGCUAUAACCACUGCUUUCUUCAUCGUUACACUCACAUUUUCCCUUGUUAACUCUUCUUCUGCUGAUAAAAAACUUUAUCAACACAUGCUAUUCACUUAUUCGGGUGGCACUGGGCCGAACAAGUGGGGAAGCCUAGACCCGAAAUUCACUAUGUGCGCAAAUGGGAAAUCACAGUCUCCAAUUAACAUUGUGAAAGCUAAAGUUGUAGUUGACAAGAAGUUGAAACCAUUGAUCAGAGAAUAUAAUUCUGUAAAUGUUACUUUGGUCAAUAAUAAAUUCAAUGUUGCGGUGGUUUACCCUAGCAAUUGUGGAAAGUUGAUUGUGGAUGACAAGAAGUAUUCCUUGAAGCAAAUGCAUUGGCAUUCUCCUUCGGAGCACCGAAUCGAUGGCCAGCAGGGAGGUGAUUGGAAUUCUGUUGGCCACGCGUUCACUGAAAAAUUGAGAUUUGCUGCAGAGCUUCAUCUGGUGCACGUAGCCGACGAUGGCAGCGUUUCAGUUGUGGGCAUCCUUUUCCAGUUAGGACGCCCCGAUCCAGUUAUCGAGAAGAUACAGAACAAAUUAAGUGAAUUGGCAAAUGAGGUUCGUACAAAUAAUGAAGAAACUCCAGUUACAGUAGGACCUUUCCAUCCCACAGAAGUUAGGAAAAAUGUGCACAAGUAUUACAAAUAUGUUGGUUCUUUUACCACUCCUCCUUGCACUGAAAAUGUUACAUGGGUCAUCCUUGCAAAGGUGAGAUCAAUGUCGAAGGAACAAGUAGAGGCUCUAAAAGCUCCACUCGACACAGGAUGCAAGAAUAAUAAUAGACCGGUGCAGGAAAGCCAUGGACGCCUCGUUGAGCUUUACGAGGAGCAGCCGAACCACGUAUAGAGUUUCUAUGUUUUGUAAUCUAUAAGUUAUAUGUCGAAGAUAUAAAUUAAUAAAAUUAAUGUGUUCAAAUA